AUGGACAACGCACCGGCUUCACGUCUGAUUUACAGCUUUCAGACAGAGUUUAUUGAGAACCUCCACGUCCUCCCCAAUGGAAAUCUGCUUCUCAGCACCUUGAAGUCACCUACGGGCCUUCUUUACACUCUGGAUCCCAAGGCAUCGGAUCCUCAGGCGAAGCUAGUUACUAGCUUUGAUAGCAAUAUCACGGCUCUUACGGGCAUUGUUCCAUUGCCUGACUGCGGUGACGACCUCUAUGCCGUCAGCGGUGGUCGGCACACGUCCUUUGCAUUUAAGAGGGGAAGCCUCGGCGUUCACAUAGUAUCCCUCAAGACGGGCACCGUGGUCGACAGCAUUCCCGUGUCUGAUACGGCCACUAUGAAUGGCAUGACCGCCCUGUCACUCCAUCCACACCUGCUGCUCAGCGCCGAUUCGAUUGGCGGGCGCAUUCUAUCCAUCAACACGCGCACGCGCAAGACAGGCGUCCUGCUCGAAGACUACGCCCUAGGCCCAGGCGCUUACAACUCUACAUCUAGGAUUCCACCCAUAGGCAUCAACGGACUCCGUGCCCGUGGGGACUACCUGUACUUCACCAAUUCGAGCCAGGGCACGUUCGUGCGUAUCCGCGUCGACGAGCACGGGAACCCCGCCGGUGACUUCGAAGUCCUGGCGCGGAGCCCUGAUCACCUACAGAUCUACGAUAACUUCACCUUUGACGGCGAGGGCAACGCCUACGUCGCCGUGCAUUCGUCGUCGGUCGUCAAGAUUACCCCGGAUGGCGUACAGACGACCUUAGUCGGUGGCGACGGGUCCGGCUCGCUGCUGAAGGAGCCGACCUCCGUGGCCCUGGCUAACGAUGGUAAGUCCAUCUUCGUCUCGACUGGUGGGAACUUCAGGGCUACGCCACGAGAGGGCGGUCAGGUCAUCCAGAUUCAGCUACAGUGA
Molecule: messenger RNA, 927 nt
Organism: Anthostomella pinea
Lineage: Eukaryota; Fungi; Ascomycota; Sordariomycetes; Xylariales; Xylariaceae
Source: the annotation of a GenBank genome assembly